AAGUGAAAUCCGCUCUUUUUUAUUUGUUUGUGCGAACACUGGCGGCGGGAGGAUUUUCUUUUUCAACGCUGGCAAGAGAGAAGAACGGGGAUUUUGUCAGUUAAUGCCGAGUCUGUACGACUUGACGGGUCUGUGUCGGGGAAACCGUAGUGUAUUUAUGAAUUAGACACGCUGCAGAACAGCCGCUUCACCUGACAAGUCCCAUCAUCUUGCUCAGUGCUAACAAGCUAACCGAACUGCUUGGCAAACAAUAUUUUUAACUUCACCCUUAGGACACGUUUGACUCUCUACAUCACCAGCUAUUUCGUUGCAUUUGUUCCAACAGUGUCAUUUUACGUUUCCGUUUGUACGUGAAAAACAAACAUAUCGGUUAGCUGACUUCAGCAGAAUAGAAUGGCAAAGGUGCAGGUUCUCAACGUUGCUGUUCUGGAUAAUCCAAGUCCCUUCGGAAAUCCUUUCCAGUUUGAAAUAACAUUUGAAUGCAUGGAAGAUCUGCCUGAAGACCUGGAAUGGAAGAUCAUAUAUGUUGGUUCAGCUGAAAGCGAAGAAUACGACCAGACUCUUGACUCCGUGUUAGUUGGCCCUGUACCAGCUGGAAGGCACAUGUUUGUGUUUCAGGCAGAUGCUCCAAAUUGUGGACUUAUACCAGAGACCGAUGCAGUUGGUGUGACAGUGGCUCUGAUCACCUGUACGUACCGUGGACAAGAGUUCAUUCGUAUUGGAUACUACGUUAACAACGAAUACACAGAUCCUGAGCUCCGGGAAAACCCACCUGUCAAGCCAGACUACACACAGCUUCAGAGAAACAUCUUGGCUUCCAAUCCGCGUGUAACACGCUUCCACAUCAACUGGGAGGGAAGUGCAGAGAAGAUGGAGGAUUUGGAGAAUGUGGAUCCAGCCCCCAAUACCAUGCUGCCGCCGUCCUGUGCUAUGGGCAAAGCACCACCCCUUGGCAUGAUGCCAGACAACUCCAUGGACUGCAUGUAGAUGGACUUUUGAACCUGUUACAGGAACACAUUCACACCGCCUCUUUUUCGAGGAACUAAGGGAGUGGCUGGACGACAGAAACACUCAGUUGGCUUAACCUUAAAAGCCGCCCACACAUCUUCAGUGUGCUUAUUUUAUCCCCCUGGUAUGCACUUAACACCAGAUUCUGGUCAAGAGCGUGCCUUUCACUGAAGAGGUCAUCAAGAUCCUCAUUGCAAAGCACCAGAGAGCACUGUAGCAAGUUAUAGCAGUUAACAUAUGGAAAUGGGAUUAAGAAAAUCUGUAAUUUAAUUAUUAUUUAUAUUCUAUUAAGUCUCUACAAAAAAAAUGGGCAGGUGGCCUGCUUGGCUACAAAUGAUGUGAUAAUGUGCCUUCACUGUUCUUCCCCAUUACCUGUCCAUUGUCGGCAACACUUCUAAUCUUCUUUUGAGGAGAAAAUGAUGUUGACAGGAUUUUGUAUGGCUACUCAAGUGUAUUUUCCUGUAAAUCAUCUAAUACUCUUUGUUUUCUAUUUGUUUUCAAAAUAAAAUAUGUUUUGUUAUAUA
Molecule: messenger RNA, 1532 nt
Organism: Engraulis encrasicolus (European anchovy)
Lineage: Eukaryota; Metazoa; Chordata; Actinopteri; Clupeiformes; Engraulidae
Gene: asf1ba
Product: anti-silencing function 1Ba histone chaperone
Exons: 4
Coding region: 394-987 (197 amino acids)
Biological process (GO): DNA replication-dependent chromatin assembly
Cellular component (GO): nucleus; chromatin
Molecular function (GO): histone binding
Source: RefSeq, a predicted model, not a curated record